Caenorhabditis angaria is the source of this 2945-nucleotide messenger RNA. The record is from the annotation of a GenBank genome assembly. NCBI's taxonomy places the organism in Eukaryota, Metazoa, Nematoda, Chromadorea, Rhabditida, Rhabditidae.
AUGGUAAGUUUUUUUUAUGAAAUAAAAUUUUAUCUCAAAAAAAAAAUAUCUGAAACUUCAAGAUUGGAUGGACACAUUUAUGUGUGACAACUUUGAUUCGACGAAAAUAUGGUGAAGAAGUUUUGGCUGAAAUUCUACGAAAAGCUGGAUUCGCUGAAGACAAUACAUUUGAGAUUGGCACAUAUUAUGAUGACACAGAGACUAUGCGAAUUUUCCGAGUUGCUGCAACUGUUUUGGGUUUGUCGGUGGAUGAUAUGUGGGAAAUGUAUGGAGAGUUUUUGAUAACUUAUGCUUGUGAGACUGGAUGGCAGAAAAUGUUGUUUGCAAUGGCUAACAAUUUACAGGUUCGUUGUUUUUUUUGGAAUCAAAUAUUUUAAAGAAAUUUUUGAUAAUCUCCUCUUGAAAAUUUGAACUGUGAUUUUGUCGGAAAACUCUAGUAACAGUUUAAAAAUUAUUUCUUUAAAUUUUUCUGUAAAAUCAAAAUUUACGGGACUAGAGUUACUGUAGCUCCACUGUUUGUUCCAGGAAUUCCUCGACAAUCUCAACAGCAUGCAUUAUUUCAUCGAUCAAAUCGCGUUCAAAUCUGAAAUGAAAGGUCCAACUUUUCAAUGUGAACCAUUUGGUGAAUCAGGUCUCAAGCUCCAUUAUUUUUCAUUUCGUCAAGGACUUUUUCCGAUUGUUAAAGGAUUGGUUAGAAAAACUGCUAGAAUUCUUUUCGAGAUGGAUGUUAAGGUAACAUUUCCCUUCGAAAAUGAUAACAUUUAAAAUUAUCAAGUUAAUUGUAGGUUCAAGUUCUUGAAAGAAAUCAAGAGCGUCGAAAAAGUGGAAUGGUUGAACAUGUGAUAUUUUCGGUUGAACCAGAUGAUAAUCAUAAAAAAGGCAAACGUUUGGCGCAUAAAUUUCGAAAUCUCAAAAAUUUGGACAAUGUUCAAGUUCAUGAUAUUUCUGAUCCAAUGCCGAUUAGUCUUCGAGACUUUAAGAAUAUAUUUCCAUAUCACGUGUGUUUUAACAAACAAAUGGUCAUCGAACAUUUAGGUAAGUAAGAGGAAAAGGAAAAGAAUUGAUAAAUUAUUCAUUUGAUAACUUGCGUCAAUGUGUGUGUGUGUGGGGUGAAUAAAUAUCUAUCUAGAUAUCUAACGAUAACAUUGUUUUUUUCUAGGAAUUUAUCUUCUUCGAGAAUAUGGAUUGGAAAACAAAAAAACAUUGAAAGUUAGCGAUUUAUUACAAUUGAUUCAGCCGAGUGAUAUUCAAUUAACUUACAAAAAUGUGUUGAGUUAUCUCAAUACUUUGUUCAUUUUUCAAGUGAAAUUGGAUAGUAAAAGAAGUACAAAUAAUGAAUCGAGCAGUUUGCAAGCACCAUUAGUUUUGAAGGGAGAAAUGAUGCCAUUAAAGGAUGGAAAUUCGAUUAUUUUUAUUUGUUCGCCGCAUGUUACAACGGUAUGAAAGAGGGAAAAUGAAACAGGCCUGACAAAAAUAGAGUGAGGCCAACUUCAGGCUUGUAGAUAUUGCAGUUAGGCUGAUCCACACAAUUCAAAAUUCCUAAUAUCAAGAUCAACAGUUUGUUGUUUUCAGGUUCGAGAUAUUCUUGAUCACAAAUUAUUCAUCUCGGAUAUGCCGAUGCAUGAUGCCACAAGAGAUCUUGUUAUGUUAAAUCAAUCCAGAAUCUGCCAAAUGGAAUUGAAGUGAGCCAGCUUUUUCUGAACAAAAUAUUUUCAAAAAAAUUUAUAGCAAAAAACUGGAGGAAACUGUGAAAAAGAUGAAGGGAAUGACUGAUGAAUUGGAGACAAAGAAAAAACAAACUGAUCGAUUGUUGUUCGAAUUUGUACCUCCAAUAAUUGCAGAAGCAUUGAGAGCAUCGAAACCUGUGCCAGCACGUAAGUAUCUUCUAAUCUAAAUAUACCCUGGACCUCAUACAAAACUUUUUUCAGAAGAAUUUUCGGAUUGUUCUGUUAUCUUCACUGAUAUCCCAGAUUUCUUCACAAUUUCUGUCAAUUGUUCACCAACCCAAAUCAUCGAUGUUGUCACUGAUCUUUUCCAUCGUUUUGAUCGAAUUAUUGAAAAACACAAAGGCUACAAAGUAUUAUCAUUAAUGGAUUCUUACCUAAUUGUUGGCGGUGUUCCAAAUGCAAAUCAAUAUCACUGUGAAGAUAGUCUCAAUCUUGCAUUGGGUCUUUUAUAUGAGGCAAAACAAGUAAAAGUUCCAAAAUUGGAACAAUUUGUUCGUCUUCGAAUUGGUGUACAUUGUGGUCCAGUUGUUGCUGGAAUUGUUAGUCAACAGAAACCAAGAUUUUGUGUUUUGGGAAACACUGUGAAUAUUACAAAGGCUUUAUGUUCACAAAGUCAACCAGGAAAAGCAUUAGUUAGUAAUGCAGUUAGAACGUGAGUUUGAAAAAACAGGAGAUUAUUCGAUUUGCUUUUUAAUGUAAGUCUAGAAUGGUUUUUGGAUUUCUAGGCCACGGACUACUGUAAAAUUACAAUUUUUGCAGAAUGACGACAAAACAUCUGAAAAGCAUAUUUGUGUUCACAUCAAAUGGUUAUACCGAUUUACCAAGUGGAAAAGUUCUCACACACUUUUUGGACAAAAACGAGAAAAUGAGUAUUUACGAUAUUGUGGAACGUGAGAAAAGUUAGUUAAUAAACAAACAAGCUUAAGCUUCAAAGUAAUACAAUUUUCUUUUUUUCUAGCAUCAGCAGAAAGUAUUGAUGGAUAUCGUGAACUUCAUUCCGAUGAUGGACACGAAGAAUGGAAUGAGGCAACUGUUUCAGCAUAUCGUGUUAUGUCUGUUGUCGAAGCACUUGAUACAACAAAACCAAGUCGAACUAAAAAAGCGCUUCGACGUCUGCAAUCAGUCAAAAAACGUUUUCGAACUGCGCAAAGUAAUGAUAGCGGUGUUUCAAUGAGUGAACCGGCUGAAGCCGAAUCAACUGUAUGCUCGAUUUGUUGA